AGAACAAGGAUUUUUGGUAUAGCCGGACAAUCGGACCCGGACAGUCUUACAACCAAGGAAAUGAGAAACAGUUGUUCGGCAGUUUCCGAAACUCUUCGAUAAAUAUCCACCAUGUCCGUCAUCGCUUCGCGGAUAGCCCGUCCGCUGCGUAUCUCUUGCACGAGAGGUCUUUCACGAAUAAGAAUCCCUCACAAUGAAGUCUCCAUCAACCUCAAGUACCUUACAGAUGCCCACGAACGUGAAAUCACUCGCCUCCAGUGCAGAUACGAGAACCAGUUGUCAGAGCUUCGGCAAGAGCUGGAAAGCCUGAAGGAUGCCAACCGCAAAUGGGAACAACGGCAACGUAAAUCGGAACGAGAACGUGCAGAACAAGAACGAGAACGAGAAAGGGAAAUGACCUCGAGGAGUCGUAGUGAGGAGCAGUUGAUGCGCGACAAAAUCCAGCUUCUCCACAAGGUUGCGUGGCUGAGACAAGACGUGUCCGCAGCUCCAUCCUUGCGUAUGUGCUUAUUUCCCCACUUACGCAAAUAUCAUACACACCUAACCCCUGCAGGCAUCAUCGACUCGAUCUACCGGCAGCGCCUCGAAGAUGCCCUUGGGCCUCUUCUCCCUGGUCCGCAGUCUGUCCUCUCUGCGAUCAUCAACAGCGCCCUCGAUACCCCAUCACACACUUACGCCCGCUCCCGACAAAAAGCCAUCUCCCUAGUGGACCCCACCCUUGAAAAAGACGACGUCGACUUGGCUGGGCAUAACCUCUAUCGUGCCUGUCUUGAACACGUCCCAAUUCAAGAGUAUAGCCUGCCCAUUGACCUGAGAGAAGGCCAGCUUUCCCUCCCCUCGGUUGCUGCAUUUUUUGCGCUUGCUCAUUGGUCCCGGGUGGAGAUCUCGGUAGAUUAUCGCUCGAAGGGCGGGGAGCUGGUAGCGAGUAUCGAAGGCAGCUCUUACGAUGACGAUUCUCUGAACGAUAUAGAACUCUGACAACCAGUAGCUACUGGACGAAUGGUUAGUUCUUGAGUAGAACAUUGUCUGGAGCA
Desarmillaria tabescens is the source of this 1034-nucleotide messenger RNA. RefSeq lists its product as uncharacterized. Lineage: Eukaryota; Fungi; Basidiomycota; Agaricomycetes; Agaricales; Physalacriaceae. The record is from RefSeq and is a predicted model, not a curated record. The coding region runs from base 112 to 978 and encodes 288 amino acids. The transcript has 2 exons.